AUGACGUCUCCUCCGCCAUUCAAGCGCAUCGGCAUUGUAGGAGCGGGGAAUAUGGGCUCGAUGAUGACCUUUGCCUUCUCCGAGCUGGGUUGCGAUGUCUCGGUAUGGGACGUGGAUCCGAAGAAUGUCGAUUCGGUGAUGAAGUUCGCCAAAGAUGCGCAGCAUCUGAAGGGCAAGAUCGACGGGUACUACAACAUCGAUGAGUUUACUAAGAGCCUGGAGGGCAAGGCCGAGCGGAAAUUAUUCCUCUUUUCCAUCACACAUGGUCAUCCGGCAGACUCCGUACUGGGGAUGAUCAAGCACGAUCUGAAGGCCGGGGACAUCAUCCUCGACGGAGGAAAUGAGAACUACCGACGGACAGAGAGGAGACAGAGAGAAUGCGCUGAAAUCGGGGUUCACUGGAUCGGAAUGGGUGUCUCUGGAGGUUACCAGUCCGCUCGACACGGGCCCAGCUUGUCGCCCGGUGGGGAUGCCAAAGCACUCGAGCUCGUCAUGCCGCUUCUGGAGCUCUACGCCGCCAAAGAUCGCAAGACAGGCAAGCCAUGUGUCACACGAAUUGGCCCUGCAGGCUCGGGACACUACGUCAAGAUGGUUCACAACGGUAUUGAAGGAGGCAUGCUCUCGACACUCGCAGAGGCAUGGUCCAUCCUCCACAACGGGUUAGGCCUCAACUAUGACGAGAUUGGCGAUCUCUUCUCGAAGUGGAAUUCAGAGGGCGAGCUCAAGAACAAUUAUCUCCUUCAGAUCGGCGCAGAUAUGCUGCACAGGAAGAAGACACCUCAAGGUGACUACCACGGCGAAGGCGCUAGCAAAGAUGACGGCUAUGUACUUGACGAUGUGCUUGACAAGGUGGUCCAAGACGAUGACAACACCGAGGGAACUCCGUACUGGUCGAUUAUGGAGUCCGCUGAGCGUCACGUCUCGGCGCCCACCCUUGCCACAGCGCACUACCUGCGUGUGGCCAGCGGGAAUCGUGAAGAGAGAGUCCGAGUUGCGAAGAAGCUUCAUAUCCCCAGCCCCAAGCCAAUUGAGACGAUCAAAGAUCGUGGUGCGUUCAUUGAGAACCUGCGCCGAGCAGUGUACUGCUCUUUCUUGGCAUCAUUCUGCCAGGGUCUCGAAUUGAUCGCGCGCGCUUCCGAGGACGAAAAAUGGGGCAUCGAUCUCGGCAGGUGCCUUCAGAUCUGGCGAGGCGGUUGCAUUAUCCAGUCCGAAGCCAUCGCAGACCUUCUGCAGCCCGCCCUGACAUCCAACAAGCGACUCAGCAAUAUGAAAUUCGUGGACGAGGUCGCGCGAGAACUGCACAAGAAUUUUGACGCCCUAAAAGAGAUUGUGAUUGAAGGAAUCCUGUCUGAUCAGUACAUGCCGGCUUUGUCUGCCACGUUAGAGUACUUGAAGUAUGAAGGAGGAACGAUGCUGCCGACCAAAUUUAUGGAGGCGCAGAUGGACUACUUUGGCGCUCAUGCCUACAACAAGCCCGGUGUCCCAGGUGAAGAUCCAGGUCCAGUCAGAAAGGAGCCUGUCCGUAUCGCCGUUAUUGGUGGUACUGGUCUGCGCGAGCUCCCCGGCUUCACUCAGGUUGCGUCGUUGUCGAUCACCACGCCCUGGGGCAACCCCUCCUCUCCUAUCACGAUCCUGCACCACAACUGCUCUCACAACAACAAGACCGUUGCCGUCGCUUUCCUCAGCCGACACGGUGCUCACCACCAGAUUGCACCUCAUGAGGUCCCAGCGCGCGCUAACAUCGCCGCUCUGCGCUCGAUUGGCGUCCGUACCAUCAUCGCCUUCUCUGCCGUCGGUAGCUUGCAGGAGCAAAUCAAGCCGCGCGAUUUCGUCAUUCCCGACCAGGUCAUCGAUCGUACCAAGGGUGUGCGCCCUUGGACUUUCUUCGAGGGAGGUGUGGUCGCGCACGUACCGUUCGGCGACCCUUUCGACGAGGGUGUCGCGAAGGUUGUGCGAGCCUGCGGUCACAGUCUGGAGGGCGAGGGUGUCGUCCUUCACGACCGGGGUACUCUGAUUUGCAUGGAGGGACCUCAAUUCUCUACCCGCGCCGAGAGCAAUCUUUACCGGUCCUGGGGCGGCAGCGUCAUCAACAUGUCGUGUCUGCCUGAGGCUAAGCUGGCUCGUGAGGCCGAGAUUGCCUACCAAAUGAUCUGCAUGUCCACCGACUAUGACUGCUGGCACGAGUCGACGGCCGAUGUCACUGUGGAGAUGGUCAUGGGCCACAUGAAGGCCAAUGCUCAGAAUGCCAGACGCUUUGUCACAGCCGUCCUCGACGCUCUGGCCAGCGAUGAGCACUCUGACCUCGUCCAGGCCAAACACGUUGAGGGCUCCAUCAAGUUUGGUCUCAGCACCGCCCAGGCCAACUGGAGCCCUGAGGCUCGGGAGAAGCUGGAAUGGCUUUUCCCUGGUUAUUGGAACUAAGCUCUCCAAAUUUUUUUUCCUUCCUGAGAUGAUAGAUACGAUGCUUCAACACAUAGGUAUUAUGUAGAUCUACUGCUCUGGCAUAGACCGUUUAUACUUGGUUACGAACUUAUGAGGAUUGAAC
Molecule: messenger RNA, 2545 nt
Organism: Aspergillus novofumigatus IBT 16806
Lineage: Eukaryota; Fungi; Ascomycota; Eurotiomycetes; Eurotiales; Aspergillaceae
Product: 6-phosphogluconate dehydrogenase
Exons: 4
Coding region: 1-2421 (806 amino acids)
Biological process (GO): pentose-phosphate shunt, oxidative branch; pentose-phosphate shunt; nucleoside metabolic process
Cellular component (GO): cytosol
Molecular function (GO): NADP binding; S-methyl-5-thioadenosine phosphorylase activity; phosphogluconate dehydrogenase (decarboxylating) activity
Source: RefSeq, a predicted model, not a curated record